Lolium perenne is the source of this 1409-nucleotide messenger RNA. RefSeq lists its product as uncharacterized. Lineage: Eukaryota; Viridiplantae; Streptophyta; Magnoliopsida; Poales; Poaceae. Gene Ontology annotation, molecular function: carbohydrate binding; aldose 1-epimerase activity. Gene Ontology annotation, biological process: glucose metabolic process; beta-D-galactose catabolic process via UDP-galactose, Leloir pathway. The record is from RefSeq and is a predicted model, not a curated record.
GUCCGUCUAUAUUACUAGUAUAGUCGAUAACUGUAUACACCAUCAUUCAGUGCCUGCAUCUUCAGAGCAGACGUCUUCUUCCAGCGUGCUAACCUAGCAGUGCUGCCCCGACAAUGGCGAGAGCUCCGGUGUUUCUCGCGCUCUUGUGCCUCACGGCCUUUGCGCUGGCCGGCGGUGCCGAUGCGAGGAAGAUGGUCGGCGUGUACGAGCUCAAGAAAGGGGAUUUCUCCGUGAAGAUCAGCAACUGGGGCGCCACUAUCAUGUCGAUCGUCACUCCUGAUUCCAAAGGGAAUUUGGCUGAUGUUGUGCUUGGUUUUGACACCCUCGGUGAAUAUGUUAACGAUACUUCUUACUUCGGCCCGCUGACGGGGCGCGUGGCCCAGAGAAUGGCCAGGGGCCGGUUCGUCCUCGACGGCAAAGUAUACCAUACUUACCUCAACGACGGCAAGAACGCAAUUCACGGUGGUCACAGGGGGUUUAGCAAGGUUAUAUGGACGGUGAAGGAGUACGUUGGAGGCGGUGACUCCCCAUACAUCACGCUCUACUACCGCAGCUUCGACGGAGAGCAAGGAUUCCCUGGAGACUUGGACGUGUACGCGACGUACGAGCUGUCGAGCCCCUACGUGCUGAGCAUUCGCACCAACGCGACGGCGCUGAACAAGGCGACGCCGGUGAACUUCCUGCAGCACGUGUACUGGAACCUGGGCGGACAGGGCAGCGGCGACAUCCUGGGCCACACCCUCCAGCUCUCGGCGUCCCGGUACACCCCGAUGGACGAGGAGCUCCUCCCGUCGUCCGGCCGCGUGGACCCGGUCGCCGGCACCAACUACGACUUCCUGACGCCGACGCCCAUCGGAGCACGCAUCCGUAAGGUCAUGGGCGGCAAUGUCUUCGGGUACGACAUCAACUUCGUGAUAGACGGGGAAGGCAUGCGGAAGGUGGCGUCGGUGAGGGACGGCAAGUCCGGCCGCGGGUUGGAGCUUUCGGCCAACCAGCCGGCAAUGCAGCUCUACACCGGCAACUUCCUGAACAACACCAAGGGGAAGGACGGCAACGUGUACAACCAGUACGCCGGGUUUUGUCUGGAGACGCAGGCCUACCCCGACGCCGUGAACCACCCUGAAUUCCCGUCGAUCACGGUGAGGCCCGGCCAGGUGUACAAGCACGACAUGGUCUACAAGUUCUCCUUCUAGCGGCUAAGUGGCUAACUACUGGCUCUGGCUCCAGUACGGUAUUAACAAUACGAUCAUUGGUUGUACGAUCUGGGUUUGGUGGUGCUGCGGUUCUAGAGACUGAGCGCGCUCAUGGGCAUGGCGCUUGACAAAUAAAAUCGGAUCUUUGUGCAUUAGGUUGGGUUAGGUCUUCGGCUGGAUAUGCCGUCUUCGGAAUAUAAGUUGGCUCAAAUAUAA